Messenger RNA from Lepus europaeus (European hare), 1698 nucleotides. Its product is annotated as zinc finger protein 829-like. The transcript has 6 exons. Gene Ontology annotation, molecular function: RNA polymerase II cis-regulatory region sequence-specific DNA binding; DNA-binding transcription factor activity, RNA polymerase II-specific. Gene Ontology annotation, biological process: regulation of DNA-templated transcription. The record is from RefSeq and is a predicted model, not a curated record. Bases 1 to 1698 code for a protein of 565 amino acids. NCBI's taxonomy places the organism in Eukaryota, Metazoa, Chordata, Mammalia, Lagomorpha, Leporidae.
AUGGAAUCGCAGAGACUCAGUGGUGUAUUUACCACAAGCUUUUGGGCCAAGGACGAGGGCCAGGAUGUGGGGACGGAGUUUCUGCUGGGGAGGCUUGGGAUGGCACAGAUCCCACGUGGACAACUGGAGUGUGGGGGAGCCGACCCCAGGUGUAAUUGUAGAUACCACUACAUGCUUCGGAGGUCAAAGAAAAUGAAAAUUGGAGAUACAGGGUUUGGGCAAGAGCCAGAGCAAACCACCAAACUUGAGAGGGUUGUAUAUGGUGAUGCAGGGUACUGCAAAAGCAAACCUGAGGUGAUCUUCAAGUUGGAACAGGGAGCAGAGUCAUGGACAGUGACAAAACCCCUAAAUUGGAGCCUGUCAGCAUUUCAUACAGGCACCAACUUGAGUCCGAGCUGUCCCACUUGUGAUGCAGUUCCCUGGAGGCCUGAUGAGAUGCAAGCUGCAGAGAAAUCUGAUGGCACUAAUGUACCUGGCAACUCAAGUGAAUGCUGGGAGCCUAUCAGUCAGCCUUACAAGAUUCAGACUUUUCAGCAGGUGUUUGAACACAGUAUAAGAGGCAAAGGGUUCAGCAGGAAAAGGGUGUUCUUUACAGAUGAAAAGGCUCAUAUGGGAGAUACCUGUAAUAAGUCAGUUGGCACUGUAGGAAAGACAACUGAACAUGGAAAGAAAACUUUCCAGAAAAAGUCCUACCACAGUAAACCUCAACAAGCACACACAGGAAAGAAACUUUAUGAAUCUUUUGAGUAUGAGGAAACUCUCAUUUACAAAUCAGAUUUUACCACAAGUCAAAGAACAUAUACAGGAAGAAAAAUCUAUUCUUGUAACCCCUGUGGAAAAUCUUUCAAUUGUAAAUCCUGCCUUUCUAUCCAUCAUAGCACUCAGAAAGAGGAAAAGCCCUCUGGUUGCAAUGAAUGUGGGAAAUCCAUUUACCUGAGAAUUCACACAGGGGAGAAAGCUUAUCAAUGUAAUACAUGUGGAAAAGGCUUUCAUUGGAAAACAAGCCUUAUUUCACAUCAAAGAAUUCACACAAAAGAGAAAUCAUACAAAUGUGAUAUAUGCAGAAAAGCCUUUUCCUGGAAGUCAAAUCUCACUGUACAUCAGAAAAUUCACAUAGGGCAGAAAUCUUAUGAAUAUAAGCAAUGUGGAAAAGCCUUUAUCCAAAAGUCAAAUCUCACUUCACAUCAGAAGAUUCACAUAAAUGAGAAAACUUAUGGAUGUGAAAUGUGCGGAAAAACCUUUUGCUGGAAGUCAAACCUCACUACACAUCAGAGAAUUCACACAGGGUAUAAACCUUUUGAAUGUAAUACAUGUGAAAAAGCCUUUGCCAAAAAUCACAACUCAUUGUACACCAGAAGAUCCACAAAAGGGAGAAAACUUAUGAAUAUAGUACCUGUGGAGAAUUCUUUUUCCAGAAGUCACAACUCACUCUACAUUAGAAGGAGAAGAUUUAUGAAUGCAAAAUGCGUGGAAAACCCUUUUGCUGGAAGUCACAACUCUUUACCCACCAGAGAAUGCAUAGAUCAGAGAAAAUUUAUGAAUGCAAUGCCUGUGGAAAAGUCUUUUGUAAUAACUCACAACUCAUUACACAUCAGAGUGUUCACACAGGGGAGAAACUUUAUCAAUGUGAUGAAUGUGGAAAAACAUUUUAGAGUUCAAACUUCAGAAGGCAUCAAAGAACUCACAUGUAAGAGAUAA